This is a messenger RNA of Lindgomyces ingoldianus, 1214 nucleotides long. Its product is annotated as alpha/beta-hydrolase. The record is from RefSeq and is a predicted model, not a curated record. The transcript is spliced from 2 exons. NCBI's taxonomy places the organism in Eukaryota, Fungi, Ascomycota, Dothideomycetes, Pleosporales, Lindgomycetaceae. Bases 153 to 1214 code for a protein of 353 amino acids.
AGAGACUCUCUGCCCCUCCAUCACUUUACCCCUCCAUCACUCUGCCACUUCAUACCGCGAUAUAUUGCAACUAGUUGUAAAAGCCUUGAAUAUCACACCCCACUCAUCAGAAAUAUACAACCCUUAAGAAUUCAUAAAACCAUCACCCCACAAUGGCCUCCUCAACCCUCCCUUCGAACGGCCACCUCGUCAACAUCGGCACUCACUCUCUAGCUCUCUAUACUUACGGCCCAGAGCCUAGCAGCUCCAAAGAUCCCGUCGUACUAUUUAUCUCGGGUGUGGCAAGCGAUGCCCUCAACUGGCAAGCCGUGGUGCGGCUGUUGGGUCCCUCGCUGCGAAGCUACACUUACGACCGUUCCGGCUAUCACAACUCGGAGUCCUCGCCGCUUGCUCCCUCGGCCGAGAACGUUGCUCUGGAGCUCUCCCUUCUGAUCGAAAAGGCGCCCAUUCCGAACCCUCUGAUCCUUGUGGGGCACUCCUGGGCCGGCGUGCUCACGCAAGAGUACAUCGCCCUAAAGGGAACUGACCAAAUCGCUGGUCUGGUGCUUGUGGAUGCCAACCAUGAGACAGCGCCACUGGUGAUGGACGUGAACGAUCCAAUUCUCUGGACUGUUGCCGCGGGGGUUGAACCAUACUCUGCUUGGGGCGUGGAAGCAGAGCACAAGUUGACGCAGGAGGAGUGGGGCGCGUUCAGGGCGGCAGAAACAACCGAGAAGUUCAAGCUGAUUGAGUGCAAGGAGGGGUUUGAGAACUACAUGCCAAGUUUCGAGACGCUGCGGAGUAAGGAGCUGAGUAAAAAGCAGCCACUGGUUGGAGACAAACCGGUUUAUGUGAUUGGGGGCACACGAAGCAGGGAUUGGAGUGGAUUGUACAAGGCGGGCGUUGCUAAAGGUAACGGGACCGAGGAGCAGAGGAGCCAUGUGAGAGAGUUGAUCAAGACGGUCGAUGCGAAGAAUGAGGGUCUCAUGAAGGAAUUCUUGAAACUCUCUACGAAGAGCGAGCUUGUUUUCGCCUCCGAGAGUGGACACUUUGUCCAGAUGACUCAGCCGGAAAUUGUUGUUGAUGGAGUGAAAUGGGUUCUAGAUAACUUACCAGCAUCUUCUUUAUUGCGGAGAAUAAAAGCUACGUCCAGGGCUUCCAACGGGCCGUACUACAGUCCGUACAAAGUGAACCGUAACGGUCACGUGUUCAGUAUGAACGUACCAAGCUUAUGA